UUCUCCUCCUUCUUUUUCAUAUAUUAUAAAUUGGACAGUCUUCUUUUUUAUAAUGACGAUUCAUAGUAAAGAAGACUCUUCUGCAGAUGUGGAUGCUAUUCAGGUUUAUAGUGCAAAAGAGUUGGACCAUGAAUUCUCAGAGAUGCUUAAAUAUUAUCAUGACAAAGAAACAGAAUUCAACUGGGAGGCAAGAGAGAGAUCUAUUACACGUAUAAGAGGAAUACUUCGAGGAAAUGCUCCAGAGGCCUAUUUGGACGUCCUUGUUCAAGGCAUAAAGCAUAUGAUAGACGGCAUUAUUAAGGCUGUUGAAAGUUUACGUACACAGCUUGCAAUCAAAGCACUUUUAUUAGUUGGAGACAUUGGCAUCUAUAUCGGCAAACACCUUGAUGCUUAUAUUUAUGAUCAACUGCUGAUGUGUAUGAUGCGGUGUGCUGGUAUCACUAAGAAGAUGGUUGCAACAGCAUCAAUGCAAGCAACCAUUACUUUCUUAAGGUAUACUUCAUUUUAUCCUAAAUGCGUCAAUAUGUUCUCUAUGGCCAUGAAUGACAAGAACACACAGGUGCGAUUGUUUACAGUACACUACAUCAAAACUUUACUGCAAACGCACGCACAUCGAGAUCAUACCCGGAAUAUCAUGGAUAAGACAAGUUGCACCGACCAGUUUGAGGCUCUUAUCAACAAAGGAUUAAAUGAUGCCACACCGUCUGUUAGAGAAAUAUGCAGAGAAGCAUUUUGGAUAUUUUGGGAGCAUUGGAGGGAUCGAGGAGAACAUUUACUCAAGCAAUUACCCCCAACUGCCCAAAAACAACUCGAGAAAUCAAAGAUUAGCAACAAUAAACCAGUGAGGACUAUCAAUAGCCCUACCAACUCAAGCGGCUCUUUAAGAGCCUCUAGCUCCCUUGGCCGUCAUGAUUUAGCCAUCUCUCCUUCAAACUCUACGCUUUCAAAUGGAUCAACUGGUUCUGACCACCACCCUGUGCCACUCAAGAGUUCUCUUUCCCGUCGAAGCGGCUCUCCACACCUCUAUCGAUACGGCUCACCACCAGCAAUGCCUUCUCAACUCCACAGCUCCCCCUCACCUCCACCCACAUCAUCUCCGCCGGUACGAAAGACGCGCGUGCCAGCACUCAACAGAAAAAAAUCGGCUGUAGCUCUAGGCACGAGCGCCAAACGAAAGGCCCCCAACUUUUAUACUCUUUUGCAUAGCGAAGACUUUAGCAUGCGUAUAGACGGCAUUCACCAACUUGCCAAGAAACUGAGCGCCUAUCCAUACUCAACCCAACCGGAGCUUGACCAGAUCCAAAUAGAGACGACACCUACGACCCACGUUGAUGGCGAGACGCUCAAGGGCAUCGUGCUCCAGCAAUUCGAGGACCCGUUUCAUUUCUUGAUCUAUGAAACUCUGUCUAGCUGGGAAUGUGUGACCUGCGUGAUGCUCAGAUUACUGACCUUUGAAGAAUACAUACCUAGACUCAUUCUCGAUGCACACAUUGACGAACCGGCUCGUCGCAACGAGGUUGAUCUCGUGAGAUACAAGGAAGGCAAGCUCGCCCUGAAGCGUGCCAAACUUUUUCUGCAGCAUGAACAUCCUGGUUUAGUCGACUUGAUCUUUACGAGUCUUUUGCAGUUUGGAGGAUUUGGUGCGGCAACACCAAGAAUACAGACACUGGGUGCUCGAAAGGAUAUCUUCAAGUUACCUGCAAACAGACGUAAACUGACCAAAGAGUUUAUCGUGUGGAUGGAUGAGUUGGUGGUUCCAAUGAUUGGUCUUGAAGAACCGAUUGACUUGGCGGACCCUAGCUAUGAAGGUAUACCUGAACAGUACAUUCAUUCGGAUCAUAGCACAGCCACUCGAUGGUUCGAAUCCGAUAUAAAUAUUCGACAUUGCCUAGAUAUCCUCUUGCCACUCGUAACAGCUCACAGCUCCGGGUCACUCUGGCAUGGUCCUUUGAUCACUUUUAUGAAGCACCUCAGAUUGUUGAACCAGAGGCUAUUCGAUUCCAUCACGGCUAGUUAUGAUGAGAAUACAAUGAAUAAGAUCUGUCGAGUGCUUGGUAUUCAUAUUCGCAUUGAGCCUACCAUGGUUGCGCCCUCUGUUGAGCAAGAAGAAGAGCAGCUUCAGAUUGAAAAGAAAUUAGAUAGUGUUGAUCAAAUCGCUGAGGCAAAGGACGAGCUCCCAGCAGCGUUUGUUCCUGUACCAGAGAUUAUUACUCCCAGAGAACACGAGCAAAUUGUACCUGUACAACGAGAGGAAUAUACGCCAAUACAAGGAGAAAAGAAGGAUCAGCCUUCUUUUGUUAAUACAUAUGAUGAACCGUUGGAGCAACCGUCUGAAGAACAGCAGGAAUAUGAGCCGCCUAAAGAAGUACAACCAAUUUACACUGAAAAGCCCGUAGUAAUGGACGCAUACUCACCCAGUGAAGAAGAACAGCAGAAGACACCUGAGUUUUCUGAUGUAGUCUAUAGCAAUAAACCGCUCAAGGUCGAACCAAAAGCACCUGAUCUAGCAGAAGUUAUGUAUGAUAAACGACUAGAAGAAGAGGAACAAGGUCGAUUGAAGUCACCUAUUCCUGAUUAUUUCCAAUCCAACAUGAUACCUCCUUUAGCAUCCAACUUUUCUCCGAAUACAGUCAUGGAAAACGGCUUUUAUGCCAAUGGAGAUGCUGGAGGAAUACUGUAUACAAAUCAUGCAUCGACUGAACGGUCAACACCUAUUGCAGAAAUGAGCGCAUCCCCUCAACAACAACCACUGGAACAACCUCCAGGCGUGAGUCAACUGCAGCCGAGUGAGCCAAAUAAGGAAAAGUACCCAGAACCUCAAUUUGUACCAUUUUUCCAUCCUGAGAAAGUCAGUUACUCCUGCCCAGUGUUCGAAUCAAACACAAGAUCGACAACAACGGUAUCUGUACGCGGAGGCAAAGACAAGACGGUACUGCUCUAUGCUCUCAUUGAUAAAUUGAAAUCUUUAUCAAACAAUAUGUCAGAUAAUAUCAAUACGUUUAGAAAACUGACAAGGUUACUAAAGGAAGUACCUAUCCGAAGACGAUGGGAUCAAGGGGGCAACGAAGAGACCGGGAACGAAACGUGGGCAGGAGGAAAUGGGGAUGGAGGUAAUUUUGUGGAACUAGUGCAGAGUAUCUUGUUACACUUGGAACAACCACCAAGUAGAUGCAUGACAAGUGCGUUAGAGUGCAUACGACAGUUGGCUAUGACGCAAUCUGGAUUAUUCAAAUUUUAUGAACGCAAGUCCAACAGUAAAGGCAUGACAUUAGAAUCACAACUGAUGGAGAAGUUGUUAGAGUUGAGAUCCGAUGAGAAUCCUACGAUUUGUAUCGCUGCAGAAGAUGCUUUAGAUGCAGUCUUGAGCACGCUGACGCCACCUACAGCAUUUGAAAUGUUGAUGGCCUUUGUUGUUUACAGGUCUGUGAUUGCUCCUUAUGAUGAAAAUUCUAUAUCUGGUAGUCGAUACCACCCUGUUGGUACUGCAUUUACUUAUAUUGCAAAAUGGGUUAAAGAGCUGAAUGAUGUGUUUUACAUUGAAGAAUGGAUGGCUAAGGGGGCUGUCAAUGCUUUUUUCAAGGGAAUGAAUAGCUCUUUGGUCAACAUUCGUAAAUCGUGCGUAGAAGCAAUUGUCGCCUUUCAUGAAGUGGUGAAUGAUGACAUUUAUCUUUAUUUGGUUGACUUGAGAGAAGAUCAGUCCAAUUUAAUAAGACACUAUGUGGCCAAAUCCUUAAAAAAGAAAGCAAGUCUUCGAAGCAUAAGGGAAGCACACCAAUAUCUAUAAUUCUAUACCCUUUUCUUGAUCCAUACCACAUACACACACACAUUUAUAUAUAAAAAAGAAUAACUGUGGAAAUUACCAACAAUACGACUUGUUAGUGAUCACCCUUUUUAUUAUUAUUAUUAU
Molecule: messenger RNA, 3907 nt
Organism: Rhizopus microsporus ATCC 52813
Lineage: Eukaryota; Fungi; Mucoromycota; Mucoromycetes; Mucorales; Rhizopodaceae
Exons: 7
Coding region: 53-3784 (1243 amino acids)
Biological process (GO): mitotic spindle assembly
Cellular component (GO): mitotic spindle midzone; mitotic spindle; spindle microtubule
Molecular function (GO): microtubule binding
Source: RefSeq, a predicted model, not a curated record